CCGAGAGCCAGCCCGCAGCUCGUCCUGCUCGCCCCGCCGCCGGAGAUGAUGGUCCCCAGGCAGCAGGGACGCCCAGGUCACCCCGCUGAGCCAUGAACGCCUCGGUGGCCGGCAGCCAGCUGAGACAGCCCGAGCCCCAGGAUGUGGCCGCCUUCACCCCCGUGUCCAUCGUCAGGAGCGUGAGCAAGAAAUCGGACGCGCUGCCGGUGAUCUCGGUGAUCGUGGUGCUCUUCGUGCUGCUGGCCGUGUUCAUCGUGCUGCUGGUGCACUACGGCCCCCAGCUGCGCACGGUGCAGGUCACGCUGCACCACGAGCCCAUGGCCCAGCACAUGGACACCGUGCUCCUGACACAAUGGAGGUGCCUGGAUCCCUACGGCAAGAUGGGCUCGGCUGGAGUGACCUGCCACUGCUCCUGCAGCCACCACCUUCCCCUCGGGAGUGCUGAGCCCAAUGUCAUCGAGAUCACCUACCUGUGACAUGGCCCGGGCACCCGAGCAGGGCUCGAGGGACGUGUCCCUCUGGAAAAGCUGGGGUGGGAUGUUUCGGUAUCCCAGGACUCACUGCUGCCCACUCACAGAGGCUGCACCUCCCCAGACCCAUGUCUGGCCCCAGGAAUGCUCAGCCAGGAGGUUCAAGACCCAUCCAGCCCCCAGAAGUCCAGCCCAGGGGUGUCACUGUCCCCAGGCAGGAGCUGGGUCCCAGCUGGGCUCUAGGGCUGGCCCAGCCUGCGUGGGAC
Zonotrichia leucophrys gambelii is the source of this 736-nucleotide messenger RNA. It is a transcript of the gene SMIM33, whose product is annotated as small integral membrane protein 33. The record is from RefSeq and is a predicted model, not a curated record. Lineage: Eukaryota; Metazoa; Chordata; Aves; Passeriformes; Passerellidae. The transcript has 2 exons. The coding region runs from base 93 to 476 and encodes 127 amino acids.